AUGAAUUUCCAAGGACUAUUUGUCCUUAUUAUUCUCCAACUAUACCAGGAUACUGUAGUAUCUGCCUUCGACAGAGAUGCCAUAGAAACUUACUUACGCGAAAAAGAAACAGUUAUGAAAGCAACGAACGAAGUCGACCCGGGAAUCCAGAUAUUGUUGCAAAAUUUCAGGACCAAGAUUAUCAAUGACGUCAAAGAGCAACUGGAGACUUCAAGCAAAGAUAUGAAGAGUUAUCAAAAGCGUUCGUUGAUAGCCACCUCGGAAUACCUUGCAAAAGUAGUAGCAGAUGAGAUAAAUCCAAUUAAAAAGCUUCUUAUUUCCUUGAACGAUGUGAAAAAUAUUUUCCACGAGGAAUUGACGGUUAAGAUGAGAAGCAGCAUCAUGGAUGAGCUUAAGGCUUUCCAGAGGAUGGAAUUGGAGUCGUUGGUGUUACAAUUCAAGAAUGAAAUCAUUGAAUCCUUCCAAGCUGAAUUUGUUGAUGUGAAAACUAGCUUGCAACUUGAAGGAGCUGCAGUGCGCGAUUUGGUUGCUAAUCAAUCGAAGGAUCAAUCUGAAAGAAGCUUGAUCAAUCAGCAAGCUGAUGCUAGGAUGAAAGAGCUGGAAGAAAAGUGCGAAAUUAAACGGUUGGUUGAAACAGCUGCUCAAUUAGCGGGUGCUAAUAGUCAAGCUGUUGAUCAAAAAUUGAAGAAUCUGGAUGAGGGGAUUCAAAAUUUGACUCUAGCCCAUCAUAGUUUGGCGCAGGCAAAGCCCAGGUCAUUCAGAAUUGAUCAUGAAAAUGAACUGGUUCAACGGCUGGAGCAGAAAAUUGACAAAUUGAAGCCAAAUGCGUCUUGUGAAUUGACACCAAUGUUAGAAUUGAUAAAAACCAGCGUUGAAACAUUAAAAAAUGAUCGGGAUGCAAGAUCAAAUCAACUGAUUACUAAAUUGGUGGACAGGAUUGGGCGCCUGCUGACGGUAAAAUUGAAAUCUAGGACUACGUCUUGUGAAUUGUCCAGUUCUGCGAAAUCAACUCUGGCUGCGAUAAAAGCUGCGACUGAUACUUUGGUAAAAACUGCAGCUACGUCUGAUAAAGAAAAUAAAUUGGAAGAAAAGUUUAAGGCAUUAUUGACCGAGCUUAAUGCUAAUACAACCGUUGGAUUCGAUGAAGUGAAAAGCAAGCUGAAUGCCAUUACAAAUACAGCCAGUAGUUCUGAUAAAAGUUGCAGGGAGAUUAAGAGUACAUUGGCUAGUGAAUUGGACAAGUUUUCGAGAAAGCAAGUUACGAGUAUUAAAACUGCUAUUGGUGAUGUCUUGGCGAAUGUUUCGAAGAGUGAGGAACCGAAGUUGGAAGGAGAAGAUGGGGGUAAGUCGAUGGAGAUGAGCAAGCUUGAAGAUAUUGAAAUAUUGGUUAAAGAAGCUAACGAUAAAGUUAAAAUAGAAUUGGGGGAGGUUAAAGGUAGGAUUUUGAAGGCUUUUAAUGAGACCAUUGUUGAUAGGCUUACUGCGGAUGGUAAGGGUUGUAUAGAAGCUCGGGACAAUGCUGGAGGAAACGAUACGGAACAUUCAGGAGGAGACGAUACGGAACAUACUGGAGGUGAUGAUACGGAACAUUCAGGAGAUGAUUCUGAAGAACAUUAA
Cotesia congregata is the source of this 1617-nucleotide messenger RNA. The record is from the annotation of a GenBank genome assembly. Lineage: Eukaryota; Metazoa; Arthropoda; Insecta; Hymenoptera; Braconidae.